Molecule: messenger RNA, 3507 nt
Organism: Orussus abietinus
Lineage: Eukaryota; Metazoa; Arthropoda; Insecta; Hymenoptera; Orussidae
Product: WD repeat-containing protein 47
Exons: 10
Coding region: 42-3011 (989 amino acids)
Molecular function (GO): protein binding
Source: RefSeq, a predicted model, not a curated record
GCAAUCGAGGUCCUUCGAGAGGAGGGCAUGGGAGCUCGAGGAUGGUCGUCGCGACGUCCUCCGUCGUGGCCGUAGUCGAGGACUACACCAAGGACACUCUAGCGAGGUUGCGUAUUCGGUACGUGAUGCCGGCGGCGCACCUGACGUUGCGGGAGGAGGACGUGGUGCGUCUGACCCUGGAGUUCCUGCACGGCCGGGACCUGCACAUCUCGCAGCUCUCGCUAGAACGGGAAACCGGGGUAAUAAAUGGGCAGUACAGCGACGACGUCCUGUUCCUACGCCAGCUGAUCCUGGACGGUCAGUGGGACGACGUCCUGGAGUUCAUCCAGCCGCUGGAGGCGCUGCCGGACUUCGACAUGAGGCGGUUCGCCUACUCGAUUUUGCGGCAUAAAUACGUAGAAUUGCUGUGCAUCAAGUCGGAGGCGAACGUGAUGAUGGGUACCAACGGGAACAACGUGGACAACGCGGUGGAGGAGGUGGUGAAGGUGCUGGGCGAGCUGGAGAAGGUGGCGCCCUCGAAGGAGGAGUACAGUGGCCUCUGCCUGCUGCUCACCUUGCCGAGGUUGACGGACCACCUGCAGUACAAGGACUGGAACCCCAGCAACGCCAGGGUGCAGUGCUUCCGAGAGGUCCAUCCUCUGGUGGAGAGAUUCCUCCCGGGGGACCGGAAGUCCACCGACCCGGCUCACCCCAUCUCCUGCGCGAAGAACGACCGACUGGUCCAGCUCAUCAUCAAGGGCAUCCUCUACGAGUCCUGCGUCAACUAUUGCCAGGCCAAGGCCACCGGCUCGAAGGAGAGCGAGCAGGUGGAGAUGAGCUUCUCCAGGCUCCUGGACGGAUCCGUGGGGUUCAGCGAUUCGGACCUGAGUCUCCUAUCCUGGCUGCAGAGCAUCCCUCCGGAGACCUUCGCCGUUCCCUUUGCACAGAGGACGCUCAACGUCGACAUGGAGAGGCUGGAGAGGCCCUCGCUCGAGACCUCCUGGACGGAGCACAUGCUGAUCACCCCGAUCAAGCCCAAGACCUUCCCACACAGCGCCAUGCCCUUCACCAGGCCCAGGUCGGCUGCCGACAUGAUGUCCAGGAGUCUGGUCCCUGCUCUGGAAGCUGGACUCGGCCCCAGGAGCCCUGGACCGAAAAACAUCCCCAUGCCAUCCGCUGCUCUCAUGGCUCUCUCCACUGGAGACAUCAACCCCAUGUCCAGGUCCUCUUUUGCUAGUUUCCAUCUGACCGGGUUCAAGAACAACAAACUGAUGAACACCAGCGUCGACCGCCUCUUCGAGAACGAGGGCGACGUCUUCCUCAGCUCCAGCUAUGCCGAGUUCCAGCAGCUCCCGAGUAUCCAGGAGACUACUGCCGCGCAGCCGAAGAUUCCCCCCAGGGCUAGGGGACAGUCGAGGAGUCCUGAAGCCGUCAAGGCCGACCCCUCGACAGCGUCGACCCCGGAGCGCAGGGUGGGUGGAAGGGAAUCCCCAGCUCCCUCUACGGCAAGGAGUUCCAGAAGAGAUUCCCUAGCUGACAAACCCACGGGGGUGGCCGCCAAGAUCACCGAACCUGCACCCUUGACGAGACCCGCCACCGCAGCCGGGGAACCCCGACUCGAGCAUAGCUACAACGGCGACCUCUUCAAGGAGUACCAGAAGCAAAAGCAGAGGCUGCAGGAGACGAUCCAGCAGAAGGAGAGAGAAAGGGACGAGCUGGUUAGACAGCUGGCCGCCCCGCCUGCAGGCCAGGGCGCGGACAACAGACUUCAGGGUGACGGGAUGAAGCAGCCCCUGGGAAGUAAAGGACCCUCCCCCGUGCACUCGAGCACCCCGGUGAGGUCAGGGAUCCAGUCACCAAAACCCGCAGUCAACGGGUCCGAUCCCCUCAUGCGGCAGAACUCCAUGCCCUCGAGCGUUUACGACCAGCGUCACCUGGAGGGCCACUACGACGUCGUUAAGCCUGUCAAGCAAGAGCCCAGGCCGGAUUUGGACGUCAGCAACGGAAGCGGCAAUGGCGGUCGGCCCAGGUUCGUCCCCGUCACGGCCCUCGAAGACGUCCAGGCGGUCCGCUGUGCGGAAUUUCAUCCGCACGGUAAGCUCUAUGCGGUCGGCUCGAAUUCGAAGACCCUGCGAAUAUGCGCCUACCCGAAACUCAACGACGUACGUGAGGAUCAUCAAACGUACCAGCCUACGGUCCUCUUCAAGAGGACGAAGCAUCAUAAAGGCUCCAUUUAUUGCCUCGCAUGGACCCCCGAUGGCCAACUCAUGGCGACCGGAAGUAACGACAAGACGGUGAAGUUGAUGAGAUUCAACGCUGACACUUCCAACUUGGAAGGGCAAGAGGUAGAGCUGACGAUGCACGACGGGACGGUGCGCGACCUGUGCUUCCUGGAGGACACGUCGAACAAAUCUAGCUUGCUCAUCAGCGGUGGAGCAGGAGACUGCAAGAUCUAUGUUACCGACUGCGCAACCGGAACUCCUUUCCAAGCCCUUAGUGGACACAGCGGGCCCGUGUUGACCCUCUACAACUGGGGAGGCGCCAUGUUCGUGAGCGGCUCCCAAGACAAGACCGUGAGGUUCUGGGACCUGAGGACGAGAGGAUGCGUCAACAUGGUCACCCCCGCGACGGUCCCCGGGAGCAGGCAUUUGAUCCCGUUGCAGGUCGGCAGCCCUGUGGCAGCUCUUUGUGUGGAUCCUUCGGGGAGACUGCUGGUUUCUGGCCACGAAGACAGUAGCUGCGUCCUCUUCGACAUCAGGGGAGGCAGGACCGUGCAGUGCUUUAAACCCCAUGCUGCGGAUAUAAGGAGCAUCAGGUUCUCCCCUUCGGCUUAUUAUCUCCUCACCGGGGGAUAUGAUAACAAACUCGUGCUCACCGACCUGCAGGGUGACUUGACGAUGCCAUUGCCCAGCGUCGUCGUAGCCCAGCACCAAGACAAAGUAAUUUCCGGGCGCUGGCACCCGACGGAGUUCUCCUUCCUCAGCACCUCUGCCGAUAAGACGGCGACUCUCUGGGCCCUACCUCCGGUCUAGGACUCGACUCCGAAGAAUGCCUCGAAGAGCGCUCGUUAUUUAUUUCCUCACGACCCGGUCGUCUUCCGUUCGAGAUGGCCGAUUAUCUGAGAUGAGCGUAGCAAGUCGGUAGGGUAGAUCCCCGGGAAGAAGUCGACCGACGACGAGGAGCGCCGCGACGACGGGGGUCCUCGAAAGACCCUCGUCCUGUCGACGACUUCGCCCUUGAACGGGCUCGCUUCCUUAAGCGACUUUAACCAUGACCAAUUAAAAUCCAUUAACACCCUGCGCUCGUCUCGAACACCGCGAACAGCUGAUCGCGGUCGCAAGUCAAGACAGAAAUCAGCGAGAACUUGAAAAAGAGGCAGGAUUAAUAGCGCUUAAGGCGAUGUGAAAGUGGCGUCAAAGAGGUCUCGUUGAUGAAACUUUUCUCCUAACUGAAUGUACCAAGUCGUUUCAAACCUGACAAUGUAAAUAUGGAAGCUGUAAGAAAGGUCCUGACGCCCACAAAAUUUCA